This is a messenger RNA of Vitis riparia (riverbank grape), 659 nucleotides long. RefSeq lists its product as uncharacterized. The coding region runs from base 2 to 403 and encodes 133 amino acids. The transcript is spliced from 2 exons. The record is from RefSeq and is a predicted model, not a curated record. NCBI's taxonomy places the organism in Eukaryota, Viridiplantae, Streptophyta, Magnoliopsida, Vitales, Vitaceae.
AAUGAUUUAUCCGGGAAGGAGAGUGACGGUGAUCGAGAACAAGACUGAGCAGCAAGUGGAGCUCAUAGUUACCCUCUUCCCAACUCACCGUGUUCACAAGAGGAUUUCCAUCGCUCCGAGCACCUCUACUGAAGUCGCCGCCACCGGGUUCUGCUACGCCCCCAGCAAUCCCGAUCGCCCUCCAAUGAUCUCCGUCUCCGUCGACGGCUCUUCCUCAGGCAAGCUCUUGACGCGCCGCCACUUCAUCACCUAUGGGAAGAUAAUUGUGGGCAGAGACCCGGACGGAGGCCUCCUGAUCUCCGGCGUCAAGGCGCGAUGGACAGAUCUCGGCCGGAUCAAGGGCUUUGGUUGUAUCUUUGGAAGAAGCUACGAUGGAUACAGAGGAUCGGACAUCAUCGGAUAAAUCAAUCCAGGGGAUUUUGAAAAAAAUUAAAAUAUUUACCAAAAAAAAAAGAAAAUAUGAAAAAAAAUAUAUAUAUAUUUCAAAAUCCCAUUGAUACGCAGUGGACUUGUAUCAUAUGUAAUUAAUUAUGAAUUACCAUUGUAAAUAUUACAUAAGUGAUAUUAUAACUGUGAUAUUGUAAUGUCACUUGUAUAUAAUACUUUAUUGUAAGUUAUCACUUCCAAAUGCAAAUAUAUCAUAAUUUAUUGUAAAUAUG